UCUUGCAUAGGUUUUCGUAAAUAGCUGGUGUGGUUUGUGUAACCGAGAUUUUAGAAAUUUCCAUGAAGUGGGUUCUAAUUGGACUGGAGCAUUCCCUAGUAGCAGCAAAUAAACGCGUGAUAUUCAACGAUUUUGGCUCCAACGAAGAAGAUGAAUGCCGAAGACCGCGAAGAAGAGAAAGCUACCAGCCCCGCUGCCGAUACCGAGGAAGAGGAAUCCUCCAAGGUAGAGUCUACCACCGACAGCAAAAAGAAGACCGUUGAGGCGUCGAAGAAAGAAGAGGACAACGGUGAAGCUAGCGACGAUAAGGAAGCUGCUUCCGAAGAAGAGGACGAAAAAGAAGAUGAAGAAAAGGACGACAAACCCAAAUCUAAAAAGUCCUCCGACGAUGUCAAAUCCAAGAAGUCUACCGAUAAUGCAAAGAAAACUAAAGAUGAAGAAGCCGAUGGUGAUGAUAAUGGCGAAGAAGAUGAUGUAGAAGAUGAGGAGGAGGAAGCAGAAGAAGAGGAAGAGGAUGAGGAAGCCGAAGAAGAGGAAGAAGCAGAGGAAAAACCUGCGAAACCUAAAAAGGUAGUCAAGGAGAAACCGAAAGCGGAACCAAAAGCUUCGGCUAAAAAUGGUGAGAAGAAGUCCGCUCCUUCGACAACUGGAAAACCGUUGGGUGCGAUCGCUCUGAUCGAUGCUAACAUCGUCAAGACGAAAAUGGAUGCUUUGCAAGCGUUGCAUAUGAUUGUCUACGAAAAAGAAGGCAAGGCUCCUCAUAUGAAAAAGAUGUUGAAAAAGUUCGACGGUUUCAGUUUCGAGCUCGAUUCCGAAGAUUACAAACAACGACUGGAAGCGGUAGAGAAAAUUGACGAGAAGAAACUUGCUCAAACGGCCGAAGUGCUUGUGUUGGAAACUACUGGCACUAAGGAGGAACUUGCUGAAAGAAUCCUCAAGUUUCUUCUGAAACCUGAUGGGGAGGAAGAACUCCCCCAGGAAGAAGGUGAAGAUGAAGAGGCCGCUGAAGAGGAAGAGGAGGAUGUAAGUGAAGAAGAAACUAAGAAACCUUCCAAGCGAGCAGCUCCAACUUCGGGUAGAGGUCGUGAAGCUUCCAAAUCGUCAGGUGGUAGGCCCAAACGUUCUACCGCUGGUCGUGGCUAUCAAGACAAUUCCUUAUAUGUAGAUUACACCAGUUCCGAGGAGGAAACGAAGGUUGUCAAAUCACGGGGACGCCGUCGCAACGAGUCCGACAGUGGAUCUGACUAUAAUCCAUCGGCGGGUUCUGAUUCCGAUGCCGGCAAGCGGCGAUCCAAUCGUGCUCCGGUGCGAGGAAGUCGAGUUUCGGCACGAAACCGACGCCGACAAUCCAGUGAUGAGGAAGAGUCCGAAAGCGCCAGCGACGAUGACUUCAGUGAUGAUGAGCCCAAGAAGAAGAAGGCGAAACCAACGGGUCGAGGCCGAGGACGUCCAUCGGCCACGAAAGCAUCCCCCGGUAGAGGCAGAGGUCGCAAACGGAAGGCCGAAACUGAGAGCGAAGAAGAGGAUGAAGAAGAGUCUGAGGUAGAAAGCGAAGACAGCGAGAAGCCGCAGAAAAAAUCGCCUGCCAAGGGAAAGGUUGUGGAGAAGAGUAAAGCAAAGAAUGCCACCCCCGGAAAAGGACGAGGCCGGCCGAAGCGAGACGCUCCUCCCAAGAAAUCCAAGCAUGAUGGCAGCUCGGAGGAGGAAGAAGAAGAGCCCGAGCUAGAAGAAUCGGAAGAUGAGCAGCCAUUGAAGAAGGGCAAGGAAGAGAAAAAGGAAAACAAGAAAGAAAAGGAGCCUAAAGCGGGAGGACCUCCAAGCGAAAACGACAUUAAAGAAUUCCUUAAAGAAAUCCUCGAGGAAGCAAACCUGGAGGAAAUCACGAUGAAAACAGUUUGCAAGAAGGUGUACGCCAAGUACCCGGAGCACGAUCUGUCCCACAAGAAAGAUUUCAUUAAGGCUACCGUCAAAUCUCUAAUAUCAACGUAAGGACUCCGUCUGAAGUAAAAUUUGUGUUUUCGAGUUUAUGCACGUUUUAAUUCAACAACAUCAGCAACUGCAAAUAUCUUACAAGAAAUUGAAGCGAUAGUGUUCCGGAUACACGUCUUUCUUGUACGUGUAGGACAUUGAAUAAGAUGAUAUACAUACAGAAACCAGAAAACAAACACAAUGAAGCAAAGGCAUGUAACGAUGACUGUACACGCAAGAAGUCAGAGGGGAUACAAUUCCUGCUGUGAGAAGGAAAUAUUGUCAAGAGUAGUCAAAUCAAAUCACAACUGCGAAUUAUGUGAUCGUGAACCGGUAAUCCAGUAACAGCCAACCAUCCCUACUUGUGCAGAGGAUGAUGGCACAUAUUCAAGUCUUAAGAGUAACAGUUUAUUGCACACACACACACAAACUCGAACCGAAACCGCGUUUGCAUUCAGAAGAAAACCAGCUCGAUGUCAUUUAUGAAAGUUCUGUCUAAGCUGAGGAAGCGCACGACGGCAGCAAGUCUCUGUCCAGGAGUACAAAUUCUGCUUUAGGUAUCCCAUUUGCUGACGUUUGGCAUGAUUUUUGUUUCAUUACUUCGACAUACACACACAUACAUAAUUUUAAGUGUAAAUUCUAUUCCUCGCCACUAAGCGGUUUUACUGAACAUGUCUUUCAGUAAAUUUAUAUUUUUCUUUUCUGUUGCAAGUAGGUACAACAUUGUUCGAUGUACUCAAAAAUAUUAUAUCUUUUGUUCAGAAAAAAUACUGUAAACGCUAUACAUACGGUAUUAUUUACACAUUAUUUUUUGCAUCUCGAUCUUUUUUCGGAAAAUAGUUUCGGUAACCAAAAUGAGGAGCGGUAAAAGCGAAACAAACAAAAUUAACUACACAAAAAUCUCAGAAACAACGCGUAGAAAAAGAGACCCAAGCUAAGUCGUGUUAAUGCUAUUGACAGAGAAUUUAGUUCAUUUUUUAUAUUCAUGAGUAAUGUAAUGAUGAAAACAAGCGCUAUAUAAAUUGCAGUGUUUAAUAUAAUUAUAAUUGCAGACGA
Messenger RNA from Armigeres subalbatus, 3024 nucleotides. It is a transcript of the gene Dek, whose product is annotated as protein DEK. Gene Ontology annotation, cellular component: nucleus. Bases 151 to 1989 code for a protein of 612 amino acids. Gene Ontology annotation, biological process: chromatin organization; regulation of double-strand break repair. The record is from RefSeq and is a predicted model, not a curated record. Gene Ontology annotation, molecular function: histone binding; DNA binding. The transcript is spliced from 9 exons. NCBI's taxonomy places the organism in Eukaryota, Metazoa, Arthropoda, Insecta, Diptera, Culicidae.